Messenger RNA from Cryptomeria japonica (Japanese cedar), 777 nucleotides. RefSeq lists its product as uncharacterized. The transcript has 2 exons. Gene Ontology annotation, biological process: DNA integration. Gene Ontology annotation, molecular function: nucleic acid binding. The coding region runs from base 1 to 777 and encodes 258 amino acids. The record is from RefSeq and is a predicted model, not a curated record. Lineage: Eukaryota; Viridiplantae; Streptophyta; Pinopsida; Cupressales; Cupressaceae.
AUGGCAAGAACAAGUGGAAGUAUUUCACAACCACAGAUUCCAAUUUUUAAUGGCAAAAAUUAUGACUAUUGGAGUAUUAAAAUGAAAACUUCAUUAUGCUCCCAGGGCAUUUGGAACUUUGUUGAAAAUGGGUUCCCUGAACUAGCAAAUCAACAAGCAUAUCAAGCACUUUCACAAGCUGAGAAAGAUUUGCUAGAGGAAAACAAGAAGAAAGAUGCAAAGGCACUAUUUUUCAUUCAACAAGCAAUGGAGGAAUCAAUCUUUCCAAAGGUUGCAGCUGCCAGAAGAUCAAAGCAAGCAUGGGAUAGUUUCCAAACAACAUACCAAGGCAUAGGCAAGGUAAUAAUGGCAAAAUUACAAAUACUUAGAAGGGAUUUUGAAAAUUUGCAAAUGAAGGACUCGGACUCAAUAGAUUCAUUUGUCACUCAUGCAAUGUUAAUAGUAAAUCAGCUAAGGUCCUAUGGAGACACUAUUGAAGAUCAAAAGAUUGUAGAGAAAAUAGUUAGAAGUCUGCCUGGCAAGUUUGAUGCAGUUGUAAUAGCCAUUCAAGAGGCCAAAGAUCUUUCUCAACUAUUAGUAGAUGAAUUAAUGGGCAGAAAAGUAUGGGUUUAUUUCUUGAAAUAUAAAUCAGAUGUAUUUGCUGUUUUUAUGGAGUUCAAGGCAAAAGUUGAGAAAGAAAGUGGAUACUAUAUUAAAACAUUGAGAACUGAUCAAGGUGGAGAGUACAUAUCAAUUGAUUUUCAGAAUUUUUGCAAAGAAAAUGGCAUAAAUAAAUAA